Molecule: messenger RNA, 2009 nt
Organism: Daucus carota subsp. sativus
Lineage: Eukaryota; Viridiplantae; Streptophyta; Magnoliopsida; Apiales; Apiaceae
Product: serine/threonine-protein kinase PCRK1
Exons: 5
Coding region: 174-1781 (535 amino acids)
Biological process (GO): protein phosphorylation
Molecular function (GO): protein kinase activity; ATP binding
Source: RefSeq, a predicted model, not a curated record
UUGUUUCUCCUAAUUUCUUUCCAUUCAUUUCCAACCCCCAAACUUUCUUGAUUUUCUUUCACUUGUCAUCUAUAAAGAUCCAUUCUUUACAGCUCCUCAAGAUCAGUGUCCUCUCUUUUACAUACUCUGGCUUUCAGGAACAAUUGUGCAUUACUGCUUUGUUAUCCGAGCUUAUGAUGGGAUGUUUUAGAGUUUCAAAAGGCAAGAAGAAGAGGUCAGAGCAGAAUAUGUAUGUAAAACGAGUUAACCCUCAGGACCAUCCACCCACUGCAUUGCCAGAACCGCCAACUCAAACUCGAAGUUUACAGUCUGCCCCAUCGAGUUUCAGAGACAGGGUUAAACAGCAACCUAAUAGCAGCACCAACAGUAGAGCACGGGCUCUAUCUGCACCUUCAAGCUUGGAUACAGCAGAGCAAGAUGCUCUGUCAGUUGAUUAUGAGGAACAAGAGGGCUCCAAGAGUCGUUUUGGAUCAAUGAAAGAACGUCAGACCCCAAAUCCCAUACCCCUUCCUCUUCCUGCUCCUCAAAAUGCUUCAGUUAUGAAAAAACUGGGGAGUUUUAAGGUAAUGAAUGCCAGUGGCCAACAUAAUAUAUCUGGUCCACUGCCACUGCCUCCUGCAUUACCUCCUUCAAUACCUUCCACAUCUCCUCAAACCCUACCUAUUAAAGGAAAAGUGAGGAACUUCUCAUAUGAAGAACUUGCGACUGCCUGUAAUAAUUUCUCUGCAGAGCGGUGUUUGUCAGUGGGUCUUUCUUCCACUAUAUACAAAGCAUCCUUUGGUGAUGACAAACAUGGUUCAAGAAAACUUGACGCUACUGUGACUCGGUUUAAGUCAUCAACCCAGGGUCAGAAAGAAUUUAUAAAUGAGGUGAAUACACUUGCCAGUUUGCAACACCCUUCUAUUUGCAAAUUACUUGGUUUUCAUGCACACGAGGGUUCCGAAUGGAGGAUGCUAGUGUAUGAGAGGUUAUAUCAUGGAAGCUUAGACCUCCUUUUAUAUGGAAAAUCUGAUCACCCUCUAUUAGAUUGGAAUGCCCGAAUGAAAGUUGCUUCAUGUGCUGCACAGGGUCUCACUUUCCUGCAUGAUGAAGGGCCUUUCCAGGCAAUGUUUCAUGAAUUUUCGACUCGAAAUAUACAAAUCGACAAAGAUUUCAGUGCAAAACUAUCUGGAUAUGGUUGCAUAAGCCACAUCCCUGAGACGUACAUAUCAAGCACUUCGGUUGCACGGACACAUCCUUCAGUCGAGAUACCAGAAAAAGGACUGCUCACACCUAAGAGCAAUGUCUGGAGUUUUGGUGUUGUGCUUCUUGAAUUGCUUACAGGUAGGAGAAAUCUUGACAUUCACCAAGCCAAGGAGGAGAUGAACUUAGUUAAGUGGAGCUGGCCGUAUUUAUCAGAUGAUGGUAAGUUGUCACUGAUUAUGGACCCUCAGCUCAAAGGGUGGUUCCCAGCCAGUGCAGCACGGCAAUUAGCUGAUAUAACUCAAAGAUGUCUUCAAACAGAUCCGUCAGAAAGGCCAACAAUGAGGACCGUUGCUGAACAUCUCAAAAUGAUACAACAAAUGAAAUUUUCAUCCCGGUUGCCUUUGCAAGAGCCAGGAUCACAUGUUCCCAGAAACAUGAUGAGAUCACCUAGCCUGAAUGGUAUAAUCACGCCAGGACCCCAAUUGAGUUUGUCUCCAUCACUAACAACCAGAUUAUCGGCUUCUCAGACGAGUCCACUUGGAAUCCCGCAUUUUAUGUCUCCCCAAAAUUUAUCUACUGUCAGUGGUAGAAUUUGAUAUAUGGAAAGCGAAAAUCUUGUGUAGAAGGCUACCAGUUGUUAAUACAGAGCGUAUUUGCCCUUCCCUUGUCGAGUCAUUUUAUUGGUUUUUUAAGUGCCUUUACAAAGGGACAAGGGGUGGUAAAAUAGUCUGACCUUCCUAAUAUUGAUCUCAAAUUUUGGAUUAUUAAAUCUGAUUUUUGAAUUUUGGAUUUAUUAAAUCUGAUUUGUUGAGUUGGGAUUUAAA